UACACACGCACACCUGUGUCGGAAUACUUUAACUAUAUCAUUAAGUCUAACGGAAAUAUGGUGAUGUCUCUAUACAACUCUGGAGUCCAGUGUACCGUGGUAGGGGACGGAAUGGUCGGAAAGACGUGUCUCGGACGCUCCUUUGCUGACCAGACAUUUCCGGUCAAUUAUGUGGCUACCGUCAUGGACACAUACAGAGGUACAACUUAUGUGGACGGGAAUAAAUACGGAAUUACACUCACUGACAUGGCUGGAGAGCAUGACGUCGUAACAGUAAGUGACUUUACAGCCACAGAUGUAUUCAUCAUCUGCUAUAGUGUCGUAGACCGAGAGUCCUUUGAAAGUGUCCAUGAUUUCUGGGCCCCCGAGAUCCGGAAAAUUGCCAAGAAACGCCCGGUCAUCCUUGUGGCUACUCAAACUGACCUACGACAGGAAUGGAACAAACAACACGUAACAAUAAAGGAAGGAGAAAGUCUGGCUAAACUUAUGUCUGCAGCUCGUUUUUCGGAAAGCUCAGCCUUUGCCAAGAAAGGGGUAACAACCAUCUUCAAAAGUGUGGUGCAAGCAUCUCUAAAGUUCCACAAGAAGAAGUGUAACAUCCUCAAACGCGUUCUUAGUAGUAUUUGAACAGACAAUUCAAUAAAUUGAAUUCGAACUUGAACUGAUCCCCCGAGAUCAAAGAUGGACCAUGCUGUUACAAGCGUUGGCUACUAUCAAUGGACCAGCAGGUCUAGAGGAUAUACCGUUCCAGGUAUCUGCCUGUAUAUGGAUACCCCCUUGAUAUAACUGCAUGAGACACACAAAUUUCUAGGAGAUAUACCUCAAGGGAGAUGACCUUUGAAGGAGACACAACAUAGAAACAAUGGCUGCAUUGUCUUCUUCUUCUUAGAAUUACUACCCUGCUCCAUACCUAAAUACCAAGGGAAGUUCAUCUACUUUGUGAGGAGAAGUAUACCAACAGUGAAUGACCUCUUUUAAAUUUUGACAAUCCUCGGUGAUUGGUCAACAAUGACAAUGUGAAAGUGUCUUCUUAUCUUCUCUGACGAGGAGGAACAACGUGUGUUUAUUGUACAAACUAUACAAUGCAGUGUGUUAACUGAUAAACUGGUUGUUGGCGAUCUGAGUCACCCUGGGACGAUGUAUCAAAAUCGGCAAUAAACCUUUAGCCUUACCAACACUAGUAACUGCCCUGUAUUACCAUUCAGUGGAUGUGGUAUAUUUCCCUGUCAAUAACAAUCGUGAAAGGACAGAUAUGACAUGUAGCCACAUGUCAAUACACUCUUCCCUAAUCGCGUUAAAAUGAUGCUCAAUAUCACGCAAUACCAAUUACAAGACAAGUCUGUCUGGCUGAUGAAAUAAAUAUCGAACCUUAAA
Molecule: messenger RNA, 1374 nt
Organism: Mizuhopecten yessoensis (Yesso scallop)
Lineage: Eukaryota; Metazoa; Mollusca; Bivalvia; Pectinida; Pectinidae
Product: cdc42 homolog
Exons: 3
Coding region: 58-627 (189 amino acids)
Biological process (GO): small GTPase-mediated signal transduction
Molecular function (GO): GTP binding; GTPase activity
Source: RefSeq, a predicted model, not a curated record